Molecule: messenger RNA, 906 nt
Organism: Spathaspora passalidarum NRRL Y-27907
Lineage: Eukaryota; Fungi; Ascomycota; Pichiomycetes; Serinales; Debaryomycetaceae
Gene: NBN1
Product: histone acetyltransferase
Exons: 1
Coding region: 1-906 (301 amino acids)
Biological process (GO): regulation of DNA-templated transcription
Cellular component (GO): Rpd3L complex; Rpd3L-Expanded complex; nucleus
Source: RefSeq, a predicted model, not a curated record
AUGGAUACAUCAACAGUACUUGAGAAAUACACCCAAGACUUAUCUAAUCUCCCAUUAGAGAUACGACAUCUUUUGGAGGAGAUCAAAAACAAAGACAUACAGCUUCAAGAUGCCCGAAAACGAUAUCAGGCCAAGGACAAUCAGAUCCACAAAUUCAUCAGAGCAAAUGGAACGUUAACUAAGCAUCCCAAGGAGCAGCAACUCUAUAGUAAAAUAGAAGAAGAUAUGAAAGUAGCUCAGAAGUUGCAGAAGGAGAAAAUUCUCCUUGCUAAUACGGCAUUAUUUUUAAUAUCCAAGCAUUUGUUCAACUUUGAAACUGAUAUUGCCAAGUUGGAAAGGGAUGAGCUCUUGCCACCGUUGGAAAAUGGACUUGACUUGGAACUAGGACGAGAGGAUGCUAGUUUGAGUUUGUCCGAUAGUUAUUCGGUCACGCCAACUCCAAGAAACGGUACAAGCACACCAGUAUCAAUGGCCAUGGCUGACAUAAAGAAGGGCCACAAGAGGAAAACAACAGCUGUCAGAGGUACAACCAGUGGUAAUAAUUUAGGUUCCUCGUCGAUAUCAACCAGACCAGUUAAACGACUCAAAUCGGAAGAAAUGGAAGAGACAAUGUCGUUCACUCCAACAGGGUCAUUGGCAUUGAAUGGUCAUGUCAGUGUUGGACCAGGCGGUCACGGUGAAGGACCUAAUGGGAAUGGUGAAGAUGCCGAUAAUAACUUGUAUUGUUUCUGUCAACGUGUAUCGUUUGGCGAAAUGAUUGGUUGUGAUAAUGAUGAUUGUAAGUAUGAGUGGUUCCACUGGAGCUGUGUGGGUAUAACGUCUCCUCCUAAAGCCGACGAGGUGUGGUAUUGUCCUGACUGUGCACCAAAAAUGGAAAAGAGAAAGAAAAAGAGAAAAAUUAACUAG